Molecule: messenger RNA, 8041 nt
Organism: Bicyclus anynana (squinting bush brown)
Lineage: Eukaryota; Metazoa; Arthropoda; Insecta; Lepidoptera; Nymphalidae
Gene: Orai
Product: calcium release-activated calcium channel protein 1
Exons: 3
Coding region: 254-1018 (254 amino acids)
Biological process (GO): store-operated calcium entry
Cellular component (GO): membrane
Molecular function (GO): store-operated calcium channel activity
Source: RefSeq, a predicted model, not a curated record
AUUUUUUAUCUAUUACAGUGUUGGUGACGUCACAUCUAAUAAUAUUUUUUUUCAUUAUUUUUGGAUUUGAUGUUUCAAAAAAAUUAAUGUAAUGUUUUUUUUGUAAAAUGUUUAAUAACGUCUCUAGGCUAAGCCGAGUUUUUUUCUGUGAUCCAGUUUAUGCAUAUUGUUUGCUUAUGGAAUAAAUAUAAUCCAACUUGUAAUCCAGUGACCUCGUCUCUCUAUACCGAAGGACUGUGCCAUUUGUUUAGGUAUGUCGGUUUGGUCAGCCAGCACGGUCGGGCAUCAGAACACUCGAUACAGUCAUUCUAAUAGCUGGUGCCCGAACCUGACGAAGCACAAGUGCGUAAUGUCGGGCGAGACACCCAUACAGUCCGGGGACGCGCUGCACACGCCGGCGUAUCUGUCAUGGCGCAAGCUACAGCUCAGCCGAGCCAAGCUCAAGGCCUCCAGCAAGACAUCAGCCCUGUUGUCUGGAUUUGCUAUGGUAGCAAUGGUUGAGGUGCAACUAAAUCCGCCCAACGAUACCAAAGUGCCGCCAGCUAUGCUUGUGGCGUUCACAGUUUGCACAACACUGUUAGUCGCGGUGCACAUGCUAGCUCUCAUGAUCAGCACGUGCAUCCUGCCCAAUAUAGAAGCCGUGGGCAAUCUCCACAGUAUCUCCCUCGUCCACGAAUCUCCACACGAAAGGCUGCACUGGUACAUCGAAAUAGCGUGGGCGUUUUCAACUUUGUUAGGUCUCAUCCUGUUCUUAGUUGAAAUAGCUAUACUCUGCUGGGUGAAGUUCUACGAUUUGAGUGAAACUGCAGCUUGGUCGGCGUGUGUCGUCUUAAUACCAGUGAUGAUUGUAUUUUUAGCGUUUGCAAUACACUUCUAUAUGUCAUUAGCGUCACAUAAAUACGAAGUAACGGUCACAGGCAUAAAGGAAUUGGAACUUUUGAAAGAGCAAAUUGAAAUGGGUGAUCACGAUUCGAGGAUGAACAAUCUCACACUGUUAGAUCAGAGUAGGGUAGUGUGAUUUUUGUUUAAGGCGUAUGCCGUUAUGGAUUGUUGUAACUUGUAUUCCUAUAUUGUUAAACCCCCUCUUUUUUAGAUUAUUCCGUUUGACGGCGUACAAAUAAGUGCUAAGACAUUGUAAAUUCGGGUUUUAAGUAUAUCGUGUUGUGGAUUUAUAACGGUAGAAACACAUAGGCAUUGACCCUUAAUGCAGGGCGAAGCUACCAUCGUAUCUAUGACGGGACCCGUUCUUGUCCCACAGAGGCCCCUAAGGUCCUCUAUGGGACAAGAACGGCCAUCAGACUUAUCACUAUUGUCUAUAGAUGCAGAAAUUUUAGAAAAAUGAAAAUCGUCUUCAGGUAUACAUCAAAAAAAUUGUUUGUUUAAUUUGAAUUGCUUGGCUAGCUGAAUUUCUAGGAGGAAGUGAUAUUUUAAAAUCAAUAAAUAUUUAUUUUAUAUUUAUUUCAAGUACAUUUUGUGUUUCUUUUGUAAGAAAUCUUUACCCUUCAAUUUGGUCCUCAAAUAAUUAAAAACAGGGCCCCUCCAAGGCAGGCUACGCCACUUGUCAUAAAUAGUGACCCUUAUUAUUAAAAAGUUAUGAAAUUAAUGCCAUUGCUCAAAAUAUUAUCCUAUCAGAACUUCUGACAAUUUAAUAAUCGAGUAGGGAAUAUUGUAUUGAAACAAAACUUGAAACUCAAAUUAUAGUAUGAUUAUUAAUUCCAGUCAGUAAAAUGACAAGUUCAACUGUCACUGAAAUGUCAUUUUACUGACGAUUUUUAGAAGUAGUUCUUCUACUUACGGAAGACGAUUUGGUUUGAAUGUAGUAGUAAUUUGUCAGCACAAACGACUUGUUUGUUUAAAGUAAGAGAACGUCAGAACAGUCAGACUUGAAAAUAAUUUAGAUUGAUACAGGGGUAGGCGUGUGACAUAUACACCCGUUUACACAAAUGUAUCAACACAAUGAAUAGGGCGCAGUGCGUUAUGUGUAUCUACCGUCACAUUAGGAUUAAUUAGUUAUCAUCGGGCGUUAAUAUGUUUCCAGAAUCCGUAGGAUUAUGGUGUAGUCAUGGAGGUAUAGCAAUAUUGUUUUCCUCGAAUAUGGAAUCCAUAAUUUUUGUCAUAUUCGAGAAAACGAAAAAUAUUUUGCCAGAAAAUGCUUGACUAAAGUGUUUUUCAGAUAGCAUGGGUACGGUGACAGUCGCCUGUAUGACGUUCAUAAUACUUAUUGAUAACGUGAAUAGCGGCAAACUUUUAAGAGUGAAACGAUGCACAGGAUAUUAUUUUAUGACUAGGGGAUGCAGCAGGAAAGUAGAUGGCUAAAACAAUUAAAUAUUAAUCAAAUAAUAGAUCAUGGGGAUAUCUUUUUGAUAAAUGACAAUUAUACUUAGGUUUACAGUGUGCACGUCACUGUUUCUCAAAGUGUUUUAGAAUAUGUAAUAUCUCGGGAAAGUGAAUCUCGUACUUAAUGUUCAUCGCACUUUUCAGAAUAAUUAAUAAAACAUACCUAAAUUAAUUAAAUCUUACCUUGUGUAUAGAUCGCACCAAACUUCGAGUCCGCUUUGAUAUUUCUACACUCGAGCUGUGCAGCUCUUUCCCGAGGUCCAGGGUUCGAUCCCCGGCUGAGUCGAUUGAGGUUUUCUUAGUUGGUGUGUAAACACUACAUGCGCUAUCAUCAGAUAGCAGCUAAUAAAAAAAAUUGUCUGAUCAUGAUAAUCGUGAUGAUUUUAUCACAAACUGUGUGAACUUGUUUACGCGCCAUGUAAUAAUCUAGACAUAAAAUGGGGGUAACAAAAAUAAUUGCUCAAUGAAAAUCCAGGGAAAAUUAGUUACCUGAUAACUAUCUAUGUCAACACAUGAAACUUACCCAAUGACGCAAGUUUUAACGUAAGCAUCCUUGUAAUACAAGGUGUUGUUAUCAGUUAUUUAAAGGUCUCUCACACUGACAAAAAUUUGUGCAUAUUAAGUAUAAAAUGUUUGUGCAUAUUAAAAAAUUUGUAAAAAUUUGUGCAUAUUAAGUAUAAACAAAAUAUUUGGGCAAAGUAUUCAUUGGCACCACUCACUAAAAUAUUGUCUUCCUAAUUAUUUUCCGAAUUUCUUAUCACAUUUUAACCGAUAUAUACCAAAAAUUUUCUUAGAAGUCUAAUCACCAAAACAAACCCGUCUUGUCACUAAAAUCACAUAUUUCACUUACGUUAUACGUUAUUUCUAAAGAACAAAGUGUCUAAAUCCUUUAUUAUACGCGUACAGUACGAAUUACACCAAAAACUACACCGAAUUUACGAUUUAUUCACAUUUAUUUUCUGAAAAACAAAAUCACAACGAGAUUAAUUUGCACAGCUUAACUACGAUUACGGCAAUUUGACAUUUCGUAACGCUAGAUUGUCUAUGAAAAGCAAGGAUGGGUAAAUAACAUCGAGCGUUAACUUAUCGAUAAAUGAUAAUGAAUGAUUCUUUAAUAAUUGAUAUGUUGUUAGUUUAAAGAUGGGAAAAUGAAAUAUUUUAUAAUCAUUUUAUUUUAAAAAAUAGUUUUUUAAUAAAAAUGUUAUACAAUACAUAUGCUCACGUUAUUCUAUAGCGUAAAAGAUAUCUUACGAAUAGUAGCAUUAUUCAAACACUGGUAUGGAUAACAUUAUCUCAAUACGAUUUUUAAUAAAAAUCGUCAAAUCAAGAUUUUAACAAAAACUAGCAAUGUAAAUUUAAUUUGCAAAAUGCGCGCGAUCAGCUGUUUUCCAAGAGGUCAAAUAGGCAGGUCACGACUAAUAGGUAUCUAUCUAUACAAAGUCACAAACAAACUGCGCGACGUUGUAUUGCCGACCGCCGCCGGUGCCGAGGAAAAUAAUUGCUAUCUCUCUCUAACCUAAGCUGCGUGGCGUGGUUAAUAGGUAUUUUCAAAAUAUUGAAACUUUAGGUCCUUUCGCUAGACGCUACGCUAUUUUUUCUUUAGUUCGUGUUCGGCGGUCUGUUGACAAACAAACCAAAAUUCAAAAACCUUUGUGUAUGUUCUAUGUUAUGUUAGUAGUGAUUUUCUGUAACGAAUACUCAUACAAUUGUGUCGUUUGUAUUGUGUGUGUUUGUGUGUGUUGACUGAGAAGUCUUGAAAUGCUUAGAUCAAAUCAAUUCAGUACUCAUGAAUAUUGUACCUACUAUGACGACAGAACGUCUCGUAAACGAGAAACAACCUGAAGUAAGUUAAUUACCUGUACCUAGUUAAAAACUUGUAAAGUAUAAAAAAUAGGUAUUAGAUAGGUAAGUGUAGCCAGCCGAUUUGCUGUCGAUGCGUACGUACCUACUCGUACGUACACAGUAGAUUGCGGAGCGUUGUUAUCGCAUUGUUCGCUGUACAUUGCGUGCUCAAAAUUUUCAAAAUCUGAAUUUUCUCAUUUCCCACGUAAUUGUUAUUUAAAAUAUCGUUGUGGAAACUAAAUUUAACCUCUUCACGCAGUUUUCGGUAUCAUGUCCCUUACACCCAGUAUGUACGUGGAUACGUGCACACUUUUUUGAAGUAUAAGCAAAUCUUGGACGUUAGUACGUCCCCAAAAGAUUAAAGAAAGAGACGGCCGCGUGACGCAGUGGGUAGUGACCCUGCUUUUUGCAUCCACGGCUGUGGGUUCGAUUCCCACAACUGGAAAAUAUUUGUGUGAUGAACAUGAGUGUAUAUAAGUAUUUAUAUGUAGUAUAUAAUUGUAUAUUAAUACUAUAAUAUCAACUAUCUUAGCACCCAUAACACAAGCUACUCUGUAUGCUUACUUUGGGGCUAGAUAGUGAUGUGUAUUGUUUAAGUAUAUUUAUAAUAAUAAUAAAAAAAGAUUACCCCAUUUCUUAACCACGCGUACCCAUAGGCAUAAACCGUGCACCGUUCACCGUUUGUGACACGUGAUAUUUAAUUUCUUAAAAUGCACACAACCGACAAACGUUAGUAUACGUUCCCUUUUAAGAUAACGUUGUAUAGUAACGGAUGUUUUAGUUUAGGUAUUUCAGUUAUAACGAUACCUACUUGAUAUCGUUCCGAUGCCCGCCGUUAACUUCUCAACCCUACUGAUUGUCUUUGAUUCAUAGUCGGCCAUUAUUGUUGUGUUAAAAAGUCAUCUAAGUAAAUUUCGAGUAUAGAUGGUUUGGUUUUGUAAUCGUCGGAAUCUAAUCUUCUUUUUUAUGUAUGUUCUCCGAUUCUUGAACACGCUUGAACCUACUUAGAUUUUUUUUGUUUGAAUGGUCAUAAUCUGACAAUGGGGCCAAAGUUAAUAGUUUCACAGUUUUCGUUUUAAAUUAACCCUAUAUAAUUGUUAUAUAAUAAUUUUUCUCCACUUUCAACAUAGACGAGGAUACGAGGAGCAUUUUUACAAUUGAUUACUAUCCAGUUAAUUUUCCGUGAGUAGUUUCAUCUUCAUGAAGCUCUUGAUUCUGGUAGCUAACAGGGUAAUAAAUAUGUCUAGCUGUAAGAACGAAUAACGUGUCACGCAUUUUGUAGCACAAUGUGGUAGUUAAGUUAUAUAAUUAUUAACAGCAAAAAACUGCUGGUUAUUAAAAGUUUUUGAACAACUCCUUUUAUCUUCUGUUGCUAGAUUGCUAAAUAAUACAUAAUUAAUAGUUAUACUACUUAACAGCCACGUUGUCCUACAAAUUGCUUGGUACGUUAUCUCGUUCCUACACUCGGAAGUUUUCAUUACCUAGUUAUAAACCACCAAUACCAGAAGCCAUAAUUUUCGUAAAUAUAAAACUUAAGCGUCUGAUCGAGAUAAAGCUACUCACGGAAAAUUAAAUUGUCAUAGGUAAGUAAUCAAUUGUAAAAGUGCUCCCCGGAUCCUGGACUAACAUAUUUGCACAAAAACGACAAAUUCGAGUAGGUAUGCAAAUUUUGCCAGUGUGCCAGAGCCUUUUAAAUUGACCUUGUAAAUAGUUGCUCCGGUGCAAUUAAGUGUAGCUAAGUACUUCGUAACUGUGGUGGGUUUCAAAGAUGUAACCUUGAUUGGUGACUUUGUACAAUGUAAAUUUUUUAACUAAGAACUUAUCGUGAGACUUAAAAAGGCCAAUGAAAUAGAAAUACUUAACAAUAUGUAUUAAAUAUACUUAACAGAAGUACUUAAUAUUACAAUACCAAGUAGGGUUGCCAUAUAAUUUGGAUAUUAACUUCUUUUUAUUUCAUUUCGUAAUAGCAUAUAUCUCCGGUAUUGCAAAUUCAAAUACUGGGUUUGCCAAAGAUUUUAUACUAUUAGAUUAAGGUAAGGAUACAAUUUUAAAAUUUAGCUACUCCACACAACGCACACUAGCACAAUAUUGUGUUUACUUACAUUAUAUAUUUGUGUGUGUGUAUAUAUAUAUAAUUUACACUUCUUUGACACUCAACCUGACAUUGUAGUCAAUAUUUUGGUAUUAUUUGUUUAAGUAACUAAUAACGUUCGUUGUUUACUAUGCGAUAAAAUGAAAUUAAGACAAUUAGCCACCUUUGUUAGCCUCAAUUUUGUCGCGCUAGUGACCUAUCUAUUAAAUCUAAUAGUAUAAAAUCUUUGGUGUUUGCCAUAAUUUAUAAUUAUCAUUAUGAAGUAAAAGUCUUUUUUCAGAUUCUCACUGAGUUUUUCAAAUAUCUUGAACUCUACUUUGAUUUAUAAAUAACUAAAGAUUUAAAAACCAUUUAAUAUAUUUGUUUUGUUAAUAAAACCGCAGGCCCGUGUAGUAAGUAAUAUGUGGUAACCCUAUUAACGGAUAUGAAUCUCACAAUGUGUUUAUCAUACAUACAGACGACCGGCAAGUCGGACAGAUAUUGCAUUAUUAUUCAAAUGCGAUCGUGUCAACGGCCCAAGCUGCCAUUUUUAUUUAUGUAUAUAAAUUCUCAUAUGACGCCGAAUUAAGUUUGCAAUCGAAAAUAUUACGAAUAUGUCGCUACUGUUUAAUUGAUGGCCGGUUAUUGGCGGGUUUUACUGAUUUACGGCCAGUUUCUUCAUCGUAUAGUAAGUAACAGUCAAAGUAACGUCAUGAAGCAAAAGUGACGGUCUUAAUCACGGAUAAAUAAAGUCUUCUUUACUACUUACUGGUAGAUAUUGCUAUAAGCAAUAAGACCGCCUUUGCACAUACUUGUUUUCUAUGUUUUCCUUUGUUAUUGUUUUUGUUUUAUUUUGUGCAAUAAAGUAUAAAUAAAUACUUACUACUGUUACUGUUUCUUAAGAUUUACAUGAAGAAACUGGCUGCUAAAAGACGUGCCGAUUUUCGCAAGUCGAUCAAUUACAAGCUACCCUCAAGUUAGGUGCUUUGUGGUGCCUUUUAAGGUACAUAUUUAAAAAGUUGCUAUCAGUUAUUGACAUUACUAGCGUAAAAAUAUUAUUACUUGUACUGUAAUUAGUAAUCAAAUAGUAGUAGGUAAUGUAUAAUAUACCUACUUAUUGUGCCCUCACAAUGUUAACUGUAAAUAUAUAGCCAGACAUAUGGAUUAUCGUACGAUCGUUUAAAAAUCCAGGGAUUUCUAAUAUAUUAGCUAUACGUCACAAUCGGUUUUGUUUUUGGACUUGUUUGUUACAAGGACUUAAGGAAUGGUCAGGACAUUGGGUAGUAGUUAUUAUAUUACUCAAAACAUAUUCCUCAAAAAUAGGCCUUAAAUAGAUGGCAAAAGAAAAACUAAUUUAAAUUAGUGACGCCAUUUCCCAAUACAUUGUAUUAUUAAUAAUUCCAUAAAUGUGUACUAUAUUUAUAUCAUAUAGAACUGAUUCAUUUAUAAUGAGAUGAAAAAAUUUAACUUCCGAUUAAGAUGUAAUUUAUACAAUUAAUUACUGUGAUAUAGUAAUGACAUAGUGAUAAAAUACCGUUCAUUUUCUCAUUAUAUGGGUUUUAUAAUAAAACAUAUGUAAUGAUGAAAUCUGGUUGUAAUUCACGCUUGUUGGUCGGUGUAUAGCCGACUCAAUACUCGAUAACAUCAGACAACAUAGACAAGUUGUUGGACAUAGGCCGACCGAAAAAAACGCGUUCGUGCUUCCAGAUAUUUUCUUUAUUAUCAGACAAUUGUGUGAAUUUUUAAUGAUCUGAUUUUAUUUACCAAAAAAUAAACCUUACAUUUGAUCGA